GGGGCCGAGCACCCGUGUGAAGACUGGUGCUAACAGCAUUAUCACGGGAAUUCGUACACGGGAGUGUUCAUUACGACUUAGCGACAAUCGUAACGGCCCCCAUCGGCCGAAACGGUGUCGACUAACUGGUCCUACGUCUACAAACCAAGGUGAUGUAUCUCACGUGAAGAAUCACCGAGGAAAAUAGUGGCGUGGGACAGACAUCCUACAAUAUGCUCUUUCUCAUCCUCUUCGUAUUUAUUGGCAUCAAGCUUGUGUCUUGUUGUCGAAAAUGCAGCAAGGAUCUGGAAGAGGAACAUGAGGAACUGACCUUUGCAAAGGUCACAUCGAAAAACUGGUUCAAGGUUCUGGUCUUUUUGCGCAUGGUCCUUUUUGUUGUCUGCUGUGUCCUUGGGUAUUACUUCAGCUACGGCUUCGGGAACGGAGAUAAAUGGGCAGACGAGGCAGUGGAGAGCUGGGAACAACAUUUCGAAGGAUUUCACAAUCAUGAUAUAAAUAUCACCCUCCCAAUGGAAUGCCAUGUGGAGUUUCAGGCAACAAUAACGGAAAAUCUUGCAUACGUCGAAAAUUACUCUUUAGGAAUCGAGGAUGAAUGUUUGGGAAAUCUGUCUUUGGAUGCAGACGGAAUAGCCAGUCUAACCAAAUCACCUGGUUUUUCAAUCAACUCUAUCAGGAAGAAGUUAGAUAAACCUUCAAAGUAUCCUGUUUUGGUGACUGCCGUAACAGAACACUCCUUUCUAGAGGUAGUCGGUCUUGUUGAGAACAUCAAGACAGUUCUGCACAAAGCGUUUCCAAAAAUGCAAGCUGUAUUAUUUGAUUUCGGAUUAACAGUGGAGCAUCAUAAAUCAUUAAUUGGCAAUUGUAGUUUCUGUGAUGUUCAGAGCUACCCGGCCAAACAACUUGAAAUUUGUGAAACAAAUAACAAGAACUUCACUUCCGUACAAGGACCUGGAAAAAGAACGUAUGAAAGUUUAUACAAACCUGCGCUAAUUCAGUUAGUCCUCCAAGAUCACGACUUUGUCAUGUGGAUAAAUGAAAGCAUCCGAUUCAAUUCCUCCACUACAUUCAAGAAAAUUGUCAAGGGCAUUAAAGGCAAGUCAAUUCAGUUGCCGAUGAGCGAGGAAACCAUCGAAGAACGCGGCAUCAAGGAAGACAUGUUUGCUUUACUUGACGAGGAACCAUGUCUGUAUCAGCAGCAGAAUGUCCUAGACACCAAGGUCAUGCUGAUCAGACGGAAUAACUUCACACUGCAUGCAGUGAUGCGACCAUGGGUGGCUUCAGCAUUCACGUAUAUGUCUCUUCCAGCUGAGCGAAGGCGAAUCCUGAAGAAUGGGACAACGGAAAUCGACGAAAAGGCAGACAGUUCUCUCCUGAGCAUUAUUCUUACUCGACUGUUCAGCAUGAAUAAACACAUCUUUCUUUUCGAUUUCCCAGGUACCUCUGGAGGGAGUAGGCCAGACAACAACACGAAAACCACAGACGUCCCAGUUCCGAACAAAACAUUUGAAAUUCCAGUCAAUGACGUUACAAACAGCGACUCGGAAAUUGUUGCCAUUGGAAACACUAUAAAUUCCAAACAUCAGAAAUCUCAGGUUACGAUAGAUUCCCACAAUGAAAGCAAUAAUGGUACAAUUCGAUACAUCUGAACACAAUAUUUACACCGGUGAAUAAAUGGGAUUUUAUUUUGUAUUUGUCUAGGUUUUUUUCAGUUUAUGAAACAAAUUUAUUGGAACUGUAUAUAUUAAGGAUUGGCGCCAGAAUCUAUUUUUGUAAAAUUAUUUAUAUGAAUGAAUUGACUCCAUAUCAC
Molecule: messenger RNA, 1807 nt
Organism: Pecten maximus
Lineage: Eukaryota; Metazoa; Mollusca; Bivalvia; Pectinida; Pectinidae
Exons: 2
Coding region: 213-1646 (477 amino acids)
Source: RefSeq, a predicted model, not a curated record